AUAUCGUGCAAGAGUCGCUUGGCGACCAGCGAGUGCUUGCAAUAUUAUCCUUGUUUAAUCGGUGUGACUGAUCGUUUACGGUCGCGUUUUAUAUCAAAAAAGUUUGUUCCACAUUUACAUUUCUAUCGUCUCUAAACAAGUCGUCAAUUUUGAAGUGUCUAGUCAAAAUUUGUAAACAAAUAUUUGUUUGGAUAAAUCGCGUGUUUUCGUGUUAUUUAUGGAAUAUUAUUAUUAAAGUUUUUUUGUUCAUUUACCAGGCGUUUGUUAGUAUUUACAAUUACCAAAAUACAGAACAUGGAGAAGUCUGGAGGCUCGCGUUUGUUGCAAAUGCAGAUAGAAAGAACUAAGCGAUUGGCACGUUUUCAACAAAAGCAGCUACAAGAAAAGGAGAUGAAAAUAGCAUCGUUAUACGAGGCUCAACAGGCAAAAGCGUUGGAUAGAGUGCGUCAUUCACCGAGCAAUGGAACCACCCCCACCAAUCCACCUCCAACACAUCCACCCGGAAAGGUUCGUCAAAUGUUCGAAGAACGCCGAACCAAAGCGGGUAUCGACAAGAGUUAUCCCCUUCAGCCGAUCCACAAUACUGAGAGAGCACAGCCAAGGAAAGCUAUACCCAAUGGCUAUACGAAGAUCGCUAACACGACUUCCAGGCUCGCGGUGAAAAAGGAAACGUCAGUGCGAACACAUGGCACAAUUAGUUCCCAUAGCGUCAAAAAACAGAUGACCCAGGUUCAAAGUGUGAAAAACAAUAUUAUGAUUAAUGGCUCGGGCGAUCUCAACCACAAUCAUGAAGUCGAUCUCAAUACUGUUACAAAAUUGACAAAACAUAACGGCGAAGAUCCGAUUUCAAGUGAUGAGAUAGAUGGUGGAAAAACAGAGAACAAUAAUAAGCACGAUUUACUGGAAAAUGAAACAUUUCCCUAUGCGCUUGCGCCGGAAACUCCCCGUACCGACGACGUGGACACAAGGAGGAUUGUCAAAAAAGCUCCAGCUCCAACCUCAAUAAAAGCAAACAAAGUCGUGCCUAAAAAUAGUAGUAUUCCGCCAAAGAGAACAACAAAUGAAAAUGUGCAGGCAACAGAAAGCAAGCCCCGAGGGGUCAUGCAGAGAGCAAAUCCCGUGCCAAAAAGAACUACACCGAGUCCACCAAGGGCAUCUAGUGGCGUGAGGAAGCCCAGAGCAAGCGUAACGUCAGCGAGUAAGAGUGGGCCGGCCGGGUCGGGAGCGGAAGGAGACGCGUGUGCGGUGUGUGGGCGCCACUUUGCGCCUGACCGCCUCGCUCGGCAUCAAGACAUUUGCCGGAAGACUCACACCAAGAAGCGCAAACCUUUUGACGUGCUUAAACAUCGCCUUGCGGGCACAGAAGCUGAGCCCUUCAUAGGAAAGCUCCGCAAGGGCACAACCAGCUCGACGAAAGUAAGCAAAUCUUUAAACGGCAACUGGCGCCAGAAACACGAAGAGUUCAUCCAAGCUAUUCGCGCCGCAAAACAAGUGCAGGCGCAUCUAAGCGCUGGUGGAAAACUUAGCGACCUGCCGCCCCCGCCUCCCUCAGAAAACCCGGACUACGUCCAGUGCCCUCACUGCAACCGUCGUUUUAACCAAGGAGCUGCCGAACGACACAUUCCGAAAUGUGCCAACUUCCAAUUUAACAAAUCCAAACCGGCCGCCCGGCGUAGGUAACCUGCUCGUGAAUUACAGAUUUAAUCGACUAAAUUUUAUGUAAGCUUAUUGUGAUAUAUCUAAUCCAAAAUUAGCAAAGUUGAAGAUUUUGUCCUACAGAAUUGGUUAAAGCUUACAAUAGUUCAUCAAAUAAUAUAUCUAAUCGGCUCGUGAAUAAAUUAGAAUUUCAGCGAAAUCUACGUUUUUUUUUAUAGAGCGUAUACAGUAUUUUAGAGUAGAUUUACAUAUAUAAAGUAAACUUAUCCAAAAUUUUAAUUAAUUACUGGUCAUGUUAAAAUAUUCUUAUGACAUUUUCCUAUUCAUAGAAUUAAUAAUCCAAAUAGUGUUUACAUUUAUAUUAUUUUACUUAGUGAAGUCAUUUUACGAUAUAAUAAGUCCAAAUGCGAAUUGACGGGAGCAAGCAUACGAUAUCAAUAGAAUGUACGUCUUGUUGGGAAGAUCUAUUUCUGCGGCUCAUUAUAGCUUAUUUUUUGUAUUGCUCACUGCGUUUAAUAGUUACUUUAGUGUUUGUUUUAUCAUGCAGGUUGUGUCGGUUUUCGUAUCAAUUUUGAUACUAGAACAAUUGAAAUAGCUAUACAUUAUACACAUACGGACUUGUCAUUUGCUUUUCAAACUUUGAUGUACUUGUUUUUUUUUAAAUAUUUGACUAACUGUGAAAUAACGUGAUAAAAUUGAAGGGAUUCUUAACCUAUAAAUAAAAUUGAAUAAUAAAAAAUAAUGCGCCAGUAACUUAUCUGAUUCUAACACGGAUUUUUAGCUACGCAAUGUAACUGAUUUCAAAAAUACUUUAGGUUUAGUUACGAAUGAGAUAAGAUGGUGACAUUGAUUUAUGAAAUUGCAAGUCUAAACAUUAAUUGUACAAAACGCUUUUGAAAUGUUAACAAUGCCAUUUUGGAAAUAUAAUUGUUUUUAAUUAUAA
Molecule: messenger RNA, 2599 nt
Organism: Pieris brassicae (large cabbage white)
Lineage: Eukaryota; Metazoa; Arthropoda; Insecta; Lepidoptera; Pieridae
Product: zinc finger C2HC domain-containing protein 1C-like
Exons: 12
Coding region: 295-1680 (461 amino acids)
Source: RefSeq, a predicted model, not a curated record